CAAGUGGGCAUGAGACUUUGGGAGUUCACAUGCAUGAAUAAUAAGAUAGUUUGUAGACUCACCACUCAUUGCACUAUGGAGUACUCUUGAAACUGUAAUCAGAUUUCAUGAAGUGGUCAUCAACACAAACAAGUACUUGACUGCUCAAACUUUGAUCAGGACCAUCGUUAUCUUGAACAAAUUCGAGCUAUAAAAGCGCUCAGCGAGCCUAAUCAAGCCAUCAGUUCCAAUCAACUCAUCCGACAACCAUGAAGACCAUCUCCGUAGUAGCUACCCUGGUGGCCUUCGCCGCUGCCUCCUCAAUCCCGGAGACCCCCCGUGGUCUCAACGAGGACCUCCAGGACUUCCUGGCGCUGGUCCCGGUGGACAAGUUCGUGGCGUUGGCCCUCGAUUACUUCCAAAACGACAAGGAGGUCCAGCACGCCUUCGAGUACCUGCAGGGUGAGGAGUUCUCCACCAUCUGGGAUCAGCUGUUCGCGCUGAAGGAGAUCAAGGAACUGCUCAAGUAUCUGCACGAUGCCGGUCUGGACGUGUACAACUGGUUGAACGUCGUCGCGGACGUUUUCGGACUGAACCACGUCAAGCCUGUGCGGGCCGUUCGAAGCAUCAAAACCGGAGGCCUCAGCGGAUUCCUGGACGAAGCCCUGGCCCUGCUGCCCAAGGAGGAAAUCAAGGCCCUGUUCGAGGACAAGCUGAAGACCAGCCCGGAGUUCAAGGCUCUGUACGAGAAGCUGCGUCACGCUGACUUCCAGAAGUUGGUCGACUUCUACAACAACUCCAAGGAGGUCCAGUCGCUGUUCGCCAAGCUGCGUGAGCACGGAAUCGACGUUGACAAGUUCGUGGAACUCGUUGCCGGUUUCUUCGGAUGGGGGCAGUUCUGAAUCAAUUCUGUGAAUGCCGAAUGAAGCGGAAUGCAAUUAUGAAAUAAACUUUUCUAUAACGAAUCAA
Culex pipiens pallens (northern house mosquito) is the source of this 948-nucleotide messenger RNA. RefSeq names its product protein G12-like. The transcript has 3 exons. The coding region runs from base 249 to 881 and encodes 210 amino acids. NCBI's taxonomy places the organism in Eukaryota, Metazoa, Arthropoda, Insecta, Diptera, Culicidae. The record is from RefSeq and is a predicted model, not a curated record.